AUGGCGGCGGCACCACCUCCAUUACAAGAUGCAGGAUAUCAAACAAUGAUUGAAGCGGAGCCAAUCGAUGAAUUUGUGCAUGAACAGACAACUCGAAGCAAGGAAACAUAUCAACAAGAUUUGGAUGAAUUGAAUUUAGAUGAUAAGAGAAUUGAGAGAUUUAUUCGGAAUGGAGAGAAGAAUCGAUAUACCAACGUGGCGUGUUUCGAUGAAGUUUUGGAUCGAGAUAACGAAGACUUCUAUUGUCAUGCGAAUACAUUCAGCACUCCAUAUGGAAACUUUAUGAUAAGUCAAGCACCGAAAGAGAAUACUUGUGGAGAUCAUCUUCAUAUGAUGUGGAUAUUCAAUAUCCGAACUGUCGUUUGUAUGGUUUCAGCUGAAGAAGCUGGAGGAUAUUUUGUGCCGAAAGAAGGAGAGAAGUUCACUGUUUUCCAAAAAUAUACGAUGAAAACAACGGCGAUAUUUGAUGAGAAACAGGGUGUAACUGUCUAUCAAUGUGAACUAAAAUCUCAUAAAGCACCGAAAUCUCAAUCCCGUCGAACCAUUUAUAUCAUCUGUUGUGAUACUCCUGUUGCUGCAAUCCGUUCGCCACGUCAACAAACAGUUCUCAUGGAAUAUAUGUGGUCGUUUGAAGAGACGGAAGCAAUCGAGAGAAAUGGAACAACAUCUGAUGCAUCGACAACUAUUCUUGUUCAUGGAGUAUCGGGCACUCGUCGUUGUGUUUCAUUCGUUGUCACUGCAGUCAUGUGUCGUCAGAUUCUGGAGACUGGACAGUUUUCUGCGAUGGAGACGUGGAUUGAAAUGAGAAAGAGACGAGCUCAUGCGUGCACUCGUAAACAUGAUUUCUAUUCUUCUCUCUACACGGUUUUCGCUUUUUCUGCACAAUCUGGUACUGUCAGUGAGACUGAUCAGAACUUUCUGAAAUCAAUGACGGUCAUGAAAGCUCUUCUGGAGAAACGACAGAAUCGUGAUAAGGACGACUGA
This is a messenger RNA of Caenorhabditis remanei, 984 nucleotides long. RefSeq lists its product as uncharacterized. The coding region runs from base 1 to 984 and encodes 327 amino acids. Lineage: Eukaryota; Metazoa; Nematoda; Chromadorea; Rhabditida; Rhabditidae. Gene Ontology annotation, biological process: protein dephosphorylation. The transcript is spliced from 4 exons. The record is from RefSeq and is a predicted model, not a curated record. Gene Ontology annotation, molecular function: protein tyrosine phosphatase activity.